Drepanopeziza brunnea f. sp. 'multigermtubi' MB_m1 is the source of this 729-nucleotide messenger RNA. The record is from RefSeq and is a predicted model, not a curated record. Lineage: Eukaryota; Fungi; Ascomycota; Leotiomycetes; Helotiales; Drepanopezizaceae.
AUGGGAAGGAGAAAGAAGGACGGGAAACAGCAUAAAGUAAAGAAAGACGUGAUUAUUCGACAAACCUGCUCCUGCUCUCACACCUCUUCUUAUCGAUCUUGCACAGCACAGCAGCAGCAAGGAUUUAAAGCCGAACCUCGACUUGGACUAGGACUUCAAGCUGAAGCUAAUGCUGGAUCUGGAUCUUGGCCUGGACCUGGACUUGGACUUAGACCUGGACCUAGAUCUGGACUUAGACUUAGACUUGGACCUGGACCUGGACCUGGACCUGGACCUGAAUCUGGACUUAAACCUAGACUUAGACCUGGACCUGGACUUGGAGCUGAAGCUAACCUAGACUUAGGCUUAGACCUGCACCUGCACCUGGACCUAAUGCUAAACCUAGACCUGGACUUAAGGCGGAACUUCGACUUAGAUUUAAACUUAAAGCUGAAGCUGCUAUAUCUGGAUUUAGAUUUAGAUCUAGAUUCAUUGCUAGAUGCUAAAGCUAAAGAUAAAGCUAGAAUUAAAGCUAGACUUGGACUUAGACACAAACCUAGACCUAGACCUGAAGCUGGACCUAGACUUGAACCUAGCGCUGAAGUUGAAGCUACUAGACUUAGACCUGGAUUUGGACGUGAACUUGAACCUGAACUUGGACCUCGACUUGGAUUUGGACGUAAGCUUGAGCUUGGACCUGGACCUGGACCUGGAUUUACUUCUAGACUUCUCCCACCAAGGAGAGCUUAG